AUGGUCAUCGUCGACCACCACGAGUAUCUCUGCGAGGAGGAGAAGCGCCUCAAGGAAGACCGCGAGCGUACCAAAUACUGGAAGAAGUGGGGGCCCUACGUCGCCGAGCGCCAGUGGGCGACGGUGAGAGAAGACUACUCAGAGAACGGCGAUGCCUGGAGCCAUUUCUCGCACGAUCAGGCACGGUCCAGGGCCUAUCGAUGGGGCGAGGAUGGCAUUGCGGGUGUAUCGGACACGCAUGGCCUGCAGAACAUUGCCUUUGCCUUCUGGAACGAGCAGGAUGACUAUUUGAAAGAGCGCUUGUUUGGGUUGAGUAAUCCGCAGGGAAACCAUGGCGAGAGCAUCAAAGAAGCACAUUUCCACCUGGACAACACGCCAACGCAUUCUUACAUGAAGUACCUCUACAAGUUGCCCCAGCGGAAAUUCCCUUACGAAGAGCUCGUAGAGGAGAAUGCCAAGCGGAGCAGGAACGAGAAGGAGUACAAUCUCAUCGACACUGAUGCAUUCAAGGAUGACCGCUAUUUCGACAUCUUCAUCGAGACUGCCAAGGACACGGAUGACCCUGAAGAGCUGCUGUUUCGAGUCACGGCCUACAACCGCGGUCCGGAGGCGGCACCUUUGCAUAUUAUCCCUCACAUGUGGUUCAGAAAUACUUGGACAUGGGGCCGUGAAGACGAGAAGCUAAAACCUCAGAUUCGCCUUGUGGGACCCAUGACAGCACAGUCGAAACAUCACUCGCUGGGUACGAGGUUCUUCCAGCUCUCGCCCUCACCUGGUUGCGGACCCGAAGCAGAGGAUAUUCAGCCUCAGGUCGUGUUCACCGAGAACGACACCAACACCGAUCGGUUGUAUCAACAGAAGAACAAGCAGCCAUACGUGAAGGAUGCAUUCCACCGAUGGAUUGUGGACGAGGAGAAGGGCGCCAUCAACCCGCGUUGUACGGGCACAAAGUGUGCGGCGUGGUACGACUUUGGCCGUGGCGACGGUGUGCCUCCUGGACAGUGUGCCGUUGUUCGUUUUCGCCUUUCGAAGAAAUUCGACGGCUACCUUAACGAGGAGCUGCUCGACGACAUCAUCGAGAUGCGGAGAGAGGAGGCCGACGACUUUUACCACCGCAUUAGUCCUCUACCCAUGGCCGAAGAUCUCCGCAACAUUCAGCGCCAGGCUUUCUCCGGCAUGCUUUGGUGUAAACAGCAUUACUACUUUAUUUGGGAUCAGUGGGCUCAUGGUGACCCGAAUAUGCCUCCUCCACCAGAAGGACGUUUUGCGGUCCGCAACUCGCAGUGGAAACACAUGUUUCUCGACGACAUCCUCUCCAUGCCCGACUCUUGGGAGUAUCCUUUCUUCGCUGCUUGGGACACUGCUUUUCACUGUAUUCCACUUGCCAUGAUCGACCCAGAGUUUGCCAAGAAGCAACUCGAUUUGAUGACUCGAGAAUGGUACAUGCACCCCAAUGGGCAGCUACCAGCGUAUGAAUGGAACUUUGGCGACGUCAACCCGCCCGUACAUGCUUGGUCUGUCUUCCGUACUUUCAAGAUCGAGCGCAAGAUGUACGGCCGGCAAGAUCUCGACUUCCUGGAGCGCGUUUUCCAGAAGCUGUUACUCAACUUUACGUGGUGGGUGAACCGUAAGGAUUUCGAUGGGAAGAACGUCUUUGAGGGUGGCUUCCUCGGUCUAGACAAUAUUGGCCUCUUCAAUCGCUCCGAGCCUCUACCUACUGGAGGUGUACUGGAACAAGCCGACUCGACAGGCUGGAUGGCCUUCUACUGCUUGUGCAUGCUGAACAUCUCGCUUGAGCUGGCAAAGCACCGGCGGACCUACGAAGACAUCGCUUCCAAGUUCUUCGAGCAUUUCAUCUUGAUCUCGGACGCCAUGUCCUUCCGCGCCGGACGUGGUCAGGAUGCUCAAGAGCAAUCGCUGUGGAACGACGAUGACGGAUUCUACUACGAUGCCAUCUCAUGGGGCGGACCUUGGCAGCAGCAGCUACCCGUCCGCUCGCUGGUUGGCCUAAUACCCCUCUACGCGGUGUCGACCCUUGAACCUGAACUGAUCGCGAAAUUCCCCAACUUCAAGCGUCGGAUGGACUGGUUCAUCGCCAAUCGCCAUGACGUUGCCGAACGCAACAUUGCCUCUAUGCGCAAGCGCGGCAAAGGCGAAAGGCUGCUCUUGUCCCUCGUCAGCAAAGACCGGCUUGAGAAGAUUCUCCGCCGCAUGCUGGAUGAGACAGAGUUUCUCGCCGAUCACGGCGUCCGCUCGCUGUCCAAAUACCAUGAGGACAAACCUUUCUCUAUGGAUGUCAAUGGUCAACAAUUUCGUGUUGCGUACAUCCCUGGCGACUCUGAUUCGGGCAUGUUUGGUGGCAAUAGCAACUGGCGCGGCCCAAUCUGGAUCGCUGUCAACUUCUUGCUAGUCGAGUCGCUCCUGCGCUUCUACAUGUUCUACGGCACCUCCUUCCAAGUCGAAUGCCCGACAGGCUCCGGCGAGUACAUGCAUCUAGGGCGUGUGGCCGAAGAACUGCAACAUCGUCUGCAGCACCUGAUGGCGCGUGAUAAUGAGGGUCGUCGUGCUAUCAACAAUGGCAACGACAAGCUCGACUUUGACGAGCACUGGAAGGACUAUCUGCACUUCUACGAGUUCUUCGAUGGCGACACGGGCCGUGGGUUGGGCGCCAGCCAUCAAUGCGGCUGGACGGGUCUUAUGGCUAAGAUGAUCCAUGAUACGGGUGUCAACUGUCGCCUGCCCAUGACGCCGCGAACGCCCAGUACAGCGGCCGCGCAUUACUUCGACGACAUCCUAAGUCGGAACCCCAAGGGUAGCUUGACGCGUCGCAAGAGCAGUCUGGCGUCAACGCCAGGCCCAGGCCGCAUGCGCCGUAGCAGCACAAGCAGGAGCAUCGGUAACCGCGCCUCGUUCACUACCAACGGCGACUACCCCGACGAUGACCCAGAUAGCCCGAAGCACAGGCGCAAGGGCAGUCAGGCAUCGAGCUACUUUGGUGGUAACCACGGUGGUGGUGACCAUGAUGCAGGUGCGAGCGUGGUGAGUGAUGAGUGGGGCGAGGAGGGCGCGUUGAGCCUGCGUCGGCAGAAGAGCGAAGCGGAGAUGACAGAGGAUGAUGAACGCAUCGAAGAUUAUGUCCGGGGAGAGCUGACGAAGAUCAAGACGGGCGAAGGGGAGGUUGGCGUUUAUGAGGAUGAGUUUGAGGCGCAGUUGGAUUAG
This is a messenger RNA of Cyphellophora europaea CBS 101466, 3219 nucleotides long. RefSeq lists its product as uncharacterized. Gene Ontology annotation, biological process: oligosaccharide metabolic process; protein N-linked glycosylation. The coding region runs from base 1 to 3219 and encodes 1072 amino acids. Gene Ontology annotation, molecular function: Glc3Man9GlcNAc2 oligosaccharide glucosidase activity. Gene Ontology annotation, cellular component: endoplasmic reticulum membrane. The record is from RefSeq and is a predicted model, not a curated record. The transcript has 2 exons. Lineage: Eukaryota; Fungi; Ascomycota; Eurotiomycetes; Chaetothyriales; Cyphellophoraceae.